GAGCCCGUGCAGCAGCCGUGCAGGCAGCGUGGCACCCUCUCCGUCCGUCUCCAGGCGACCCCCACCCUCUCAGAACAGCACCCUCCACAGACCCCUCAGCGACAGAGACCAGCCCGCUCUGAACCAGGACUCCCUCUCCUCUGAUGGAAGCUGCUACACGGAGCUGAGUGCCGGCCCUCAGAGCUAUGUGGAGAGGCUGCGCUCGGAGGAGGCGGGGUCAGAGGGCGUCAACCCGCUGAAUGUGGAAGACGGGGUCGUGUUCUUCUCACCUGUGGUGGAGACGGUCUCAGCCUUCAAACCCAGCAGGUACCAGUCGCCGCUGAUGCCCAAGGAGAACAAGCCUCUGGAGGUUUCCAUCCUGCGGAGGGUGAAGGAGCUGCUGGCCGAGGUCGACCCCAAGACGGCGGCCAAACACAUCACCAUGGCCGACUGCAAGGUGGCAAGAAUACUGGAGGUGACCCCGGAGGUGCAAAGGAUGAUGGGAGUUAGCUCAGGGAUGGAGCUGCUCACAUUGCCACACGGACAACAGCUGAGGCUCGACCUGCUGGAGAGGUUCCACACCAUGGCGACCAUGUUGGCUGUGGAUGUGUUGGGCUGCACAGGGUCGACUGACGAGCGGGCCGGCCUGCUGCACAGACUGAUCCAGAUCGCUGCUGAGCUGAAGAGCACCAUGGGAAACAUGUUCGGCUUCGCUGCUGUCAUGAGAGCGUUAGAGCUGCCGCAGGUGUCCCGCCUUGAGCAGACCUGGACGGCGUUACGGCAGCGACACACAGAGGGCGCUAUUCUCUAUGAGAAGACUCUGAGGCCGUUCAUGAAGAGUCUGAACGACGGGAGAGAAAGCUGUCCGCUCUCCAGCACCACCUUCCCCCACGUCCUCCCCCUCCUGUCUCUCCUGGAGAAGAGCGUGGCGGUGGGUGAGGGGGCGGAGCCAUGGGAGACGGUGGAGGCCGGGGUGGACGUGGUCAUGUUCCACCUGGGGGCGGCGAGGACGAUCGCUCAGCUUGGGGGAAUCUACCGCUCCAACACGGAGAGCAGACUCCAAGGUUUCCAGGAGCAGCCGGAGGUCCUGGAGCUCUUCCUCACAGACUUCCAGAUGAGGCUGCUGUGGGGGAGCAGGGGGGCCGAGGAGAACCAGGCUCUGCGAUACGCCAAGUUCGAGCAGGUGCUGACGGCCCUGUCCAAUAAGCUGGAGCCGCCCGUCAGAUAACUGCCCGGGAGGGGCUCCUGUUGUGUUCUCAUCCCUGCAGCAGACACGCUGGACACUGAGCAGACGGACUUCUGAUGCUCCGUUUAACAGGAUUAUUAAAACGCACAUCAUGUGAACGCUACACGAUGAUUCUCUGAAGAUUGUUUUGAUUCAUGUUUAAAACAAAAACAUGUUAACUUCAUAUUAUUCUCAUGCUAACUUUCUUACAGCCGGUCCUAACAGCAAGCAACGAGAGCGAGCGCCAUCUUGAUUCUAUUGUUUCCUAUUGGAGUGUCUUUACUGACUCAGCCUGAAGGGACCCAGACACCAUGUUUUUAUUUUAAGUGCUGUAGAUGCACAAGGAACAAGGAGGGGGAGGGGGCUCUACAAGGCCCUGUCACUCACUUUUCUCACUCAGCAGAGCGGUGCCUAAAUACUAUCCACAUCAGUGAUGAAAUGUUGACCUUUGACCUGUAGCAACACCGGAGAAAAACUUUUUUUUCAGUUCACCCCGAGCCGUUUAUUGACGACUUGAAGAUUUGAGUCAACAGCUCGUCAACACAAAGCACCACACUUCAGUUUGUCCACCUUCAAAAUAAAAGCACCACAUGUAGGUGUGAAUGUGAGUGUGUCUGGUUGUCUGUCUCUAUAAUUCAGCCCUGUGAUUGGCUGGUGAACAGUCCAGGGUGUAACAUACCUGAACAUACCUUUAAAAUGCUCCAGCUCUCCCCAAAGACUUCUUCUGUCCAAUAAAGAACCAAAAUGUGAAUCUAAGAUGAGUGCAGAUUAGCGGGACUGUGACAGGAUCUGUUGUGCUUUUAAACUGAAGGGGGGAAAAGAUCCCAAAGGAUACCAGAGAUCUGUUUUACAGAAUAAAGGUGAUGUGAGAUGACGCUGUGCUUCUCUCUGUCCGCUCACUCUCAAUGUUUGUGUUCUGAAGGCUGGACCUUCAUUUAUCAUCAUCAGCUGUACGAUCGACAACCCGAGAGCACGAUAACGAUUUCCUUUUGUUUCUAAUAUUUAUCAUCAUGUGGUCGUCUUUAGGAUGAUCUAAUGUGAAGUGAAUAUUUAAUGACAUUACUGGAGCUGUGUUCUGUAGAAAACUCUUCUUUAGUAUUUAAAUAUAUUUUAAUCUUCAGGUUUCUGUAACAACAUCACACGUUCUGUGUCUGUCUUCUGUCCCACUGAAGAGACUCUCACCACGAGUACAGCACACAUGUAAACCGGUACAUCUUACAGUAUUAAUGUCUUAAUAUUUAUCUGAAAUGUGAAAUGUAAAUAAACGUGUUUUACCAAAC
Labrus bergylta (ballan wrasse) is the source of this 2484-nucleotide messenger RNA. The record is from RefSeq and is a predicted model, not a curated record. Lineage: Eukaryota; Metazoa; Chordata; Actinopteri; Labriformes; Labridae.